Messenger RNA from Lathyrus sativus (Indian pea), 309 nucleotides. The record is from the annotation of a GenBank genome assembly. Lineage: Eukaryota; Viridiplantae; Streptophyta; Magnoliopsida; Fabales; Fabaceae.
AUGGCGACAACUUUGGCGAGAUCUGGUUUUCUUCGCAACGUCCUACGACGAGGAGGCUCCGGCAGCUCCCCCGCUCCCAAACGAACCUUUUCUUCCUCUGCUCAUCACGAUGAUGCAUACGAAACCGCCAAAUGGGAGAAGAUCACAUAUCUAGGCAUUGUUUCAUGCACCGCUUUAGCCGCCUAUAUUCUCUCAAAGGGUCACCACCACUAUGAUGCACCUCCUGCAUACCCAUAUUUGCAUAUCCGCAAUAAGGAAUUCCCAUGGGGUCCUGAUGGGCUAUUUGAACUCAAGGAAGAGGACCACUAG